AUGUCUGGAAACCUUGGGAACCCGUUUAUGAGCAACACCCCAACCUCGUCACCGUUGAAAGGGAAAAAUAAGCUCACCGAUUCACUAAGGGUCUCGAAGAGAAGUUCUGCAUCUCCUGCUAAUAGCAGCAGCAGCAUAUUGGGAAUAACCGGCUCGCCAACAAGAAGACCACGUACAUCCGGCUCAGUAGUAUAUGCUGAUAGAUAUCUGCCAACACGAACGGAAGUAAGUCUCCAUGCCAUAUCAUCCAUUGGUAAUAGUAGCAAUGUACCGACUUUAACAAGUGUAGAUACAGAAAAUGAGGUAGAAUCACAAAGGGAACGUAAUGCUCAUGAAACCUUUGAUACAGUGUUGAAAAAUGAAAUCUUCGGGGAGUUAUUAACAAAGGACGCAAUAUCAAAAGAGACAAGUAUAGACAGAAUCAAGAACACUACAGAUAUGAUACAACAACAACAGCAACAACAACAACAGUCAUCAACAUCUUCAUUAUCUUGGUUAGCUACCCCAUCUCCCGAGAGAAGACGCCAACAACAUGAUAUAUCUGAAAUCGGUGGAGAGUCCUCUUCUAUUUCCGCACCAGUUACUCCAAGGAGACUGUUUCCUUCCUCACAACAAGACGAUGACUCAAUGUAUCGAUCCUCAACAAAUUCUUCUCGUGGUGCCACCUUAUUAAGCUAUAGUCAUAGGUCUUCAACAAGAAGACCCUCCACAGCAUCUCUAUUACAAUCACAAUUUUUUGACCCCAUAUCCCCAGUGAGGCCAGAAUCAAAACAAUUAUUAUUAUCUCCAAGUAAACAGACAAGAAAAAUCUCAAAAGUUCCAUAUAGAGUCCUUGAUGCACCUUCACUGGCUGAUGAUUUCUAUUACGACCUUAUAGAUUGGUCUUCUAGCGAUAUGUUAGCUGUAGCAUUAGGUAAAUCCAUUUUCUUAACCAAUAAUUCCACUGGAGAAGUAUUUCAUCUUUGUGAUACAGAAAUGGAUUUUACUAGCUUAAGUUGGGUGGGAGCGGGCUCUCAUUUAGCAGUGGGUCAACGUAAUGGUUUAGUGGACAUAUAUGAUGUUACGAAAAAAAAAUGUAUAAGGACAAUGUCGGGACAAACGGAUAGGGUCUCCUGUCUAAGUUGGAAUAAUUAUAUCUUAUCAUCUGGUAGUAGAGAUCGAUCCAUUUUGCAUCGUGAUGUAAGAAUGCCAGAACCAUAUUUUGAAAAAUUGGAGACACAUACACAGGAAGUUUGUGGUUUGAAAUGGAACGUGGAAGAGAACAAGCUGGCGUCUGGUGGGAAUGAUAAUAUUGUCAAUGUAUACGAUGGUACCUCAAGGAGACCUACAUCAGUAUUCCAAGAACAUACAGCUGCAGUUAAAGCCAUUGCUUGGUCACCACAUAAAAGGUCUACUUUGGCAACAGGUGGUGGUACAGCCGAUAAGAAAUUAAAGAUAUGGAACGUUAAUACAUCGACAAAGAUUAGUGAUAGAGACACAGGAUCUCAAAUUUGUAAUAUGAUAUGGUCCAGAAAUACGGAUGAAAUCGUCACCUCACAUGGAUAUUCCAAAUAUAAUUUGACAUUAUGGGAUUUCCCAUCAAUGGAUCCAAUAGCUAUUCUAAAGGGACACAGUUUUAGAGUUCUACAUUUAACAUUAUCUGCAGAUGGAACCACUGUAGUGUCUGGUGCUGGUGAUGAAACUCUAAGAUAUUGGAAAUUAUUUGAUAAACCAAAGCACAAGAUACCAACAAGCUCUUCUGUUAUUUUCAAUUCUGCUAACAGAAUUAGGUAG
Molecule: messenger RNA, 1773 nt
Organism: Maudiozyma barnettii
Lineage: Eukaryota; Fungi; Ascomycota; Saccharomycetes; Saccharomycetales; Saccharomycetaceae
Gene: CDH1
Product: Cdh1p
Exons: 1
Coding region: 1-1773 (590 amino acids)
Biological process (GO): anaphase-promoting complex-dependent catabolic process; positive regulation of anaphase-promoting complex-dependent catabolic process; positive regulation of ubiquitin protein ligase activity
Cellular component (GO): anaphase-promoting complex
Molecular function (GO): anaphase-promoting complex binding; protein binding; ubiquitin ligase activator activity
Source: RefSeq, a predicted model, not a curated record